CGAGUGAUGUUAAUUCCGAUUGCACCAUUGGGUGUUCGUCCCCAUGGUCAGAAUUUCUGUUUCGCCAUCUUACCUGCCUUCUAGCACCGUCUUUUGGUCACUCUAAUCCUGGGUAUGCAGCAACGUCUGCUCGACCCGCCACAUUCUUUCCCUCCCUAUCCGACAUGAGGUCGUGUCUACCAUGUUCUAUAGCAGCUACACCACUCCUUCCAUCUCCUUAUGUCUAUCUUGUUUCCUUGCCUCUUCAAUGUCUCAAUGUCUCGUUUCGUGAAAUCCAAGUUCACAGCUCGAGGUCUGAGAUGACAUUGCUGAAUACCUCGGGUCUCCUGGCACUUGGCCAUGUACCUGGAUUUUCUUUUUCCAUUCUCCUGUAUCAAAUAUUUCCUUACUCCUCAUUCUAUCAUUGUCGUUGUCUUCAUUUGUUGGAUGUCAACUUGAGAAUCGCCACCGAUCCUCUCUGAGCAUCGGGUAUGUUGCAUCCAGCCUCAUUCACUAACUGACCAUAUUUCCUUUCUUGU
This is a messenger RNA of Aspergillus saccharolyticus JOP 1030-1, 518 nucleotides long. RefSeq lists its product as uncharacterized. The record is from RefSeq and is a predicted model, not a curated record. The transcript has a single exon. Lineage: Eukaryota; Fungi; Ascomycota; Eurotiomycetes; Eurotiales; Aspergillaceae. The coding region runs from base 165 to 461 and encodes 98 amino acids.